GGUGUCAGAUUGAGUUAUCUCUACUCUCUCUCUCUCUCUCUCUCUCUCUCUCUCUCUCUCUCUCUUAUAUUCUCCUUUGUUUGGAUUGUGAAACAUAAGUUGAUAAAGAUCAAACGUGGCUGUGGCUCUUUCUGCAUCUCUGUUCUUGGUGUGGGAUCCGUGACUCCUCUGGGAAAACUCCAGCUCCUGCAAAACAGUUGGAUGAUACAAACCGAGGUCUUCAGAAACUAACCGUAGUAGCAGAGGAUUUUAUCCCAGAAGUGAACGCUUGUAGCCAUCUCCAUUGGUUGAGACUCGAGAUUCGAGACCCUUUUCGGGAAGAAGAUCAUAAAGAGACAGAGAGAGAAAGAGGGUUUUGUUUCUUUCGAACCUUUGGACUGAUUGUGUGUGAUAAAGGGUUCUUUCUUUCACGGUUGAGCUUUCGAUUUGAUUCAGGCGCAAGUCACCUUCGAUCGUGGAGGACGGUAGAUUAUUUAAUAAACUCGGCGAAGAAAAUCGCCGGAAUAUUCGUUGGAAGCUCCAUUUUUUUUUCUUUUGUUCCGCGUGGGAAGAGUUGGAGUGAGCAAAUCUCGAGCUUUCUGAGCUAGUUUGAAAUUUUGGAAUCUGAUGGCUGUAAGUGGGGCGAAAUGGCAGUUGCUGAGAUCGCUUGCAAUGAUUGCAGUAAGCUUUCUUCUUGCUUCUGUGUUUGUUUCGGCAGACCGGAGCCUUAAACUCCAAAGUUCAAGGUACAGAGGAACUGAAGAGGUUGUUGAAUCGGAUUAUCUUAUGAAAUUACUAAAUUUCUUGUGGCGGUCGGAUGAAUCAAGUUACGAACAUGUCUGGCCUGAUAUGAAAUUUGGAUGGCAAAUCAUUGUGGGUACUGUAGUCGGAUUCUUUGGAGCAGCGUUUGGGAGUGUAGGAGGUGUCGGCGGGGGUGGGAUCUUCGUUCCCAUGCUUACCCUGAUUAUUGGGUUCGACGCAAAAUCAUCAACAGCUAUUUCAAAAUGUAUGAUCAUGGGUGCAGCCGCUUCAUCUGUUUACUACAAUCUUAAACUAAGGCAUCCAACUCUUGAUAUGCCUAUCAUUGACUAUGAUUUGGCACUUCUCAUCCAACCGAUGCUCAUGCUGGGGAUCAGUAUUGGAGUUACUUUUAAUGUGAUCUUUGCUGAUUGGAUGGUCACCGUCCUGCUAAUUAUUCUUUUUCUUGGCACGUCAACUAUGGCAUUCUUCAGGGGACUUGAAACAUGGAAAAAGGAAACUAUAAUGAAGAAGGAGGCUGCUAAGCUCUUGGAGUCAAAUGGUGCUAGUUCUGAAGAAGUUCAAUACAAGCCUCUACCUGGUGGUCCCAGCAAUGGCCCUGAAAAGGAGACCAAAGCAUCCGGAGAACGGGAGGCCCCUAUUCUUGAGAAUGUCCACUGGAAAGAACUUGGCUUUCUUUUUUUGGUCUGGAUUGCAUUUCUUGUUCUGCAAAUUGCAAAGAACUAUACAACAACCUGUUCGGCAGCGUAUUGGGUUUUGAACUCAUUACAGAUACCGGUUUCUGUGGGAGUAUCCCUGUAUGAAGCAGUUUGCCUAUACAAAGGAUGGAGAGUAAUCGCUUCAAAGGGAGAUGCAGGGACAAACUGGAAAGUGCAUCAACUGGUUCUCUACUGUUUAGGUGGUGUACUGGCUGGUGUAGUUGGUGGACUGCUCGGUCUAGGUGGAGGUUUUAUUAUGGGUCCUCUUUUCUUGGAGUUGGGCAUCCCUCCUCAGGUCUCAAGUGCUACUGCCACCUUUGCCAUGUUAUUCUCCUCAUCCAUGUCAGUUGUAGAAUAUUACCUUCUUAAGCGUUUCCCAGUCCCAUAUGCUCUCUACUUUAUUGCGGUUGCGACGAUUGCUGCCUUUGUAGGGCAACACGUGGUGAGAAAGAUAAUUAUCUUCUUAGGAAGGGCAUCACUCAUCAUCUUCAUUCUGGCUUUCACAAUCUUUGUGAGCGCAAUCUCACUAGGUGGAGUUGGCAUAUCGAAUAUGAUUGUGGAGAUUGAGAAUAAAGAUUACAUGGGUUUUGAGAACCUAUGUCAAUAUUGAUGCUUAGGGUGGACUUUUUCUCCUUUCCUUAAAAUUCUCUGAUUUAAUAUUUCAUUUGAUGUUAUUCAUGUUCUUGAGGCGCCAAGCUACCUCAUGCUUUUGUAUCAAUCUUUGGACUUCUAGGAUGAAAAAAAAAAAACUGUUGGCCAUUUA
This is a messenger RNA of Macadamia integrifolia, 2199 nucleotides long. Its product is annotated as sulfite exporter TauE/SafE family protein 3-like. The coding region runs from base 607 to 2046 and encodes 479 amino acids. The record is from RefSeq and is a predicted model, not a curated record. Gene Ontology annotation, biological process: protein ubiquitination. Gene Ontology annotation, cellular component: membrane; Cul4A-RING E3 ubiquitin ligase complex. Lineage: Eukaryota; Viridiplantae; Streptophyta; Magnoliopsida; Proteales; Proteaceae. The transcript is spliced from 12 exons.